Mesocricetus auratus (golden hamster) is the source of this 847-nucleotide messenger RNA. It is a transcript of the gene Gemin6, whose product is annotated as gem nuclear organelle associated protein 6. Gene Ontology annotation, cellular component: nucleus; SMN complex. Bases 239 to 742 code for a protein of 167 amino acids. Gene Ontology annotation, biological process: spliceosomal snRNP assembly; spliceosomal complex assembly. Lineage: Eukaryota; Metazoa; Chordata; Mammalia; Rodentia; Cricetidae. The transcript is spliced from 3 exons. The record is from RefSeq and is a predicted model, not a curated record.
AGGCGCGCACUCCGCAUCAGUUACGCCUGUACUCGGCUUAGGGCGAAAUCCCUUACCUAAGGAAAGCGAAGCUGAGAGUUUGAGUACCCUCGUCUGUGGCCAAAUCAAAGCCAGACUAAAAGCCGCACCCGGAGUGGGAGAAGAGGGGGGAAUGGGCAGGCCAGAGGAGUUUCAGAAUCGCCCCCGCGGCCGUUCGGUAGUACCGUAGCUAAGUUUUAGAUCUAGCCAGCUGGUAACCAUGAGUGAGUGGAUGAAGAAAAGUCCCUUAGAAUGGGAAGACUACGUUUAUAAAGAAGUCAGAGUGAUGGCCAGUGAGAAGAAGGAGUAUAAAGGAUGGCUUUUAACUACAGACCCAGUCUCUGCCAAUAUUGUCCUGGUGAACUUCCUUGAAGACGGCAGCUUGUCUGUGACUGGAAUUAUGGGACAUUGUGUGCAGACUGUGGAAACUGUGCGUGAAGGGGACCACACAGUAAGGGAGAAGCUGGUGCAUGUGUUCACAUCUGGGGAUUGUAAAGGACACAGCCCCGAGGACCUGGAGAAGAGGAAGGAUAACCUAAAGAAAUGGCUUGAGAAGAACCACAUCCCUGUCACCGAACAGGGAGAUGCACAAAGGACUCUGUGUGUGGCUGGGGUUCUGACUAUUGACCCACCAUAUGCUCCAGAAAACUGCAGCAGCUCUAAUGAGAUCAUUCUGUCCCGUGUUCAGGAUCUCAUUCAAGGACAUCUUUCAGCUUCCCAGUGAGAAGCCCAGCACUAUAUGAACACACUGAUCCAAAUGACUCCACUGCUUGGUUUUGUGUUAAACGUUUCAAAUGGAAGCUGAUCACAUUAUAGGAGUUCAAAAGCA